AUGGUCAAACCAAUUCUUGUCAACGCAAUGAGCUCUGAAGCAAACCUAGAUUCUUCUAACUCUAUUAAAUCAGAACCUCAUGCUGCCAAGUCUCAUUCGUCAAAAAUUACUACCAACCAAUUGGAGUAUAUUAAGAAGGAGGUGGUUGGACGACUAUUCAAGGAGAAAAUUGUGUGGCCGUUCACUAAGCCGGUUGAUCAUCAGCGACUAAACCUACCAGAUUAUCCUAAAAUAAUAAAACAUCCUAUGGACCUUGGCACAAUAAAACAGCGAUUGAAUCUGAAAUUUUAUCACUCUUCUUCGGAAUGUCUCGAUGAUCUUUUUACCAUGUUCAGAAACUGUUAUAUAUUCAACAAACCGGGUGAUGAUGUGGUUGCAAUGGCGAUGAAACUUGAGCAGAUCGCUAGAGAACGUCUUAAGUUUAUGCCAACUCCUGAAACUGAGAUUUUUCCACAAAAAACCCCAAAAUCUACUCGCCCUCUUACUGUUCCUAUGCAAGUUCACCCGUCCGUUGAACCAAUCCAUUCAGUUGCUUCAACUAAUCAUACAGAAGGACUUAAUGGUUCAGCUGUAUCUUUAGAUCAGACCACGUUACCUUUCAGACCAUCAGUUACCUCGACAUCUACUAAGAAGGCUAGUAAAAAGAAAAACGAAUCAACUAUAGAUGAAUUACCUUCAACUCCUCAAUCAUACGAUGAUUUAUCACGAGAUCGUCGUCAAAUUAAGAAGCCUAAGCGAGAAUAUGAAGAACGUAAUGUUGGAAAGCGUUUGCGACUUUCGGAAGCACUGAAGGCUUGUAGCAAUAUUCUGAAAGAUAUUUCUUCUCAGAGAUAUCGGGAUCUCAAUCACUUUUUCUUAAAACCAGUGGAUGUAGUGGCUCUUGGACUUCAUGAUUACUAUGAUGUUGUCAAAAAAGCAAUGGAUCUCAGCACUAUUAAAACAAAACUAGAAAGUGGUCAGUAUCAUACUAAGUAUGAUUUCGCGGAUGAUGUCCGGUUAAUGUUCAACAACUGCUACAAAUAUAAUGGUGAAGAUAGUGAAGUUGCGAGAGUGGGAAAACAACUUCAAGCUAUCUUUGAUGAAAAUUUUGCAAAGGUCCCAGAUGAUGAAUCAGACCAAGCUGCCUCUCCUGAAACUCGUUCAGUUGACCAGAAUGUGUAUCAGCUUAUUCAGAAUGCAAUCAAAGAACAUCAGAAGCUAACGAGCCAAUUUCAGCGUUUUAGUGAAGACUUGCAGAAAAGUGCAGCGAAUUUGAAUUCCAUCUUGUCUUCACUAAGUAUGGCUGUCAGAAAGGCACCGAUUGGUCACAACACGCCCCAUCUUAACUCACUACCACCUGCUCAAACUGUCACCUCAGCAGUUCCGCGCACUACUAUGAAUGACAUGGAUGAUUUAAACUCUACUAAGAGGAGUAGACAAUCUCAGUCAAAAACGAAGUAUCGACAAUCAGGACUCUCUUCUGCAGCCCCCGUUCUCAAUGCACCAAGUGUUCCAGUUAGCAGCGCAGUCAACAUGACCAGCACACAUUCCCAACCUAUACCUGUGACAGGAUACGCUACAGACGAAGAAAUGUCUGAAAACAAUGUUCGACCUAUGACUUACGAUGAAAAACGGCAGUUGAGCCUAGAUAUCAAUAAACUUCCUGGGGAAAAAUUAGGUAGAGUUGUUCAAAUAAUCCAGCAACGUGAACCGUCACAUCGCGAUUGCAAUCCCGAUGAAAUUGAAAUUGACUUCGAAACACUUCAGCACACAACUUUGCGUGAGUUGGAGAAGUAUGUGAAAUCUGUCUUACAAAAGACAAAAUCUGGGAGUCGGAAAUAUGUAAAGAAAGGAGUGAGUGGCUUGCCACCAGGUAAAACACGUGAAGAAUGUAUGAAAGAAAAAACGGAAGAACUAGAAAACCGACUGAGAGAAAUUGGAGGACUUCCACAAGGCGCCCCUGGUUAUCAUAAUGCUCAUAAUCCAAAGAAAGCACAUGGUGCUAACCGUUUAAGUGCAUCCUCAUCCAGCUCAAGUGAUUCGGAAAGUACUUCGGACUCUAGUGAAUCUGAUUCUUCAGAUUCUAAAUCCUACAAGGCAUCGUCGGAUCAUAAACAGACCUAUGACCAGGUAACUACGACUGGGCUGCACAAUUGUUCAAAGUCGGCGACUUCGUUGCCGUCGAAUCCAAGCAUUGUGAAUGUUAAGACACCAGUUAAUCAGUCAUCUGCAGUUUCUGCACAUGAUUCGAUUACAAAUGCUCAAUGUGAUAAUGAUAUCAGUUACGCGAAGUCAUCUGUUGAGCCGAAGACUGAGCAGAAUGAGUCAUCAGAUACGGAGUCUGAGCCGAAUUCUCCUCACCAACUACCUCAACCAGUAUGGGCGAUUUCAGGUUUUUCCAAAAAACCAUCCUCUUCUGACGAUGGUACAUUGAGUAAAUCUGUACCUUCUAGUAGUUGUGUUGUAACGUCUGCAUCUGAAGUGCUGGCUUCCACGGUUGAUAUCUCAAAGCCCAUAAACCUGUUACCUGAGCCUGUUGAGGCGGAUGGUCUUUUGUUGCCGAAUUCCCAACCGUGUAAGAAUGAAGAGAAAGAAAAGCAAGCAGCUGCUCUUCAGAUAAUGCGCGAAGCUCGAAGACAGUCACAGUGGAGCUCUCGAGCAGCCGAAGAGAAAGCCACUCGUGAACGUGAGGAGGCUGAGCGACGUCGUCAUGAGGCUGAACUUGCUCUUGAGGCUGAGCGAAAAAGGGAACAGGAAUUGCGACGUAUCGAAGAGGAGAGGCGCCUUCUUACUGAAGCUCGUAGGCGUGAUGAUAUUGCAAAGCUGAAGACAAUGGUUGGCGCGCCAGAACGUAUAAAUGCUCAUGAAUUACUAACUGAAUUCGAGAAUUCAGUUGAUAUAUCGUCUAUUGAUGCUUGUUUUGCAAUGCGUCACUUCGAAAUCAAUACUUAG
Heterobilharzia americana is the source of this 2931-nucleotide messenger RNA. Lineage: Eukaryota; Metazoa; Platyhelminthes; Trematoda; Strigeidida; Schistosomatidae. The record is from the annotation of a GenBank genome assembly.